AUGGCAAGCAAUAAAAGAAAAAUACAAAUUUUGGAAAAUAGAGUAAUUCGCCCUGCAGUUAUUGACAGUGAUAGUGACAGCAGUGAAGAAAUAUUUUCCACUAAGAAAACUAAAAAGGAUUUGGAAACAAAUGUGCACGGAAAACAAAGCAAAAGCGAAUGUAAAAAUAAACCUACACCACAGACAUCAAAAGGAUUGUCUUCGCCUAGCUCAUCGUCAUCGGAACGAUUUAGUAUGUAUAGCUCAAGAGGAUGCAGUCCUUCGCUAAACAAUAUAUCAGCUUCUAAGCUUAUGCACGGCAUCAAAAUAGAUGAAAGCGAAUAUCAUGACUUGAUAAAUCUAAGAAACGAUAAUAAAAAAGAUAAAAAAGAAAAAUGA
This is a messenger RNA of Parnassius apollo (apollo), 378 nucleotides long. The record is from the annotation of a GenBank genome assembly. Lineage: Eukaryota; Metazoa; Arthropoda; Insecta; Lepidoptera; Papilionidae.